Messenger RNA from Hydractinia symbiolongicarpus, 572 nucleotides. Its product is annotated as ER membrane protein complex subunit 5-like. Gene Ontology annotation, cellular component: Golgi apparatus; EMC complex; plasma membrane. NCBI's taxonomy places the organism in Eukaryota, Metazoa, Cnidaria, Hydrozoa, Anthoathecata, Hydractiniidae. The record is from RefSeq and is a predicted model, not a curated record. Bases 25 to 357 code for a protein of 110 amino acids. The transcript has 2 exons.
AGGGUAUUACCAAAAUAAAUAAAAAUGGAUAUAUUGGGUCGUAUGUUAGUUACUAUUGCAAUAUUAUCCUUAAUUCAUUGCGGAUAUUCAAGUAUUCAAUAUCGAACCUACUUGAAAUUAAUAGAAGAGGAUUUUCAAGCUAUACCUGUUGAUAUAACAGUACAAGUCCUACUGAGUAUCGUAAUGGCAAUAUUUGGAAUAGUGCGUGUUGCAGGUGAACUGAAAGAUAUACACGCCGCUGCUGAAUUAGCAGGAAAAUCGUGGGAAACCCUGGGAAACCGACCAUCGUUUUAUUCCUUUAAUCACAGAGGACAGAAAAUAUUUCAAGACUUUGAAGAAGAAGUAGCUGAAGAAUAAAUAAUUGCAAGUUUAUUAACAAAAAACUUUUUUUGUGGAAAUGGAAAUAGAAUUAUUUCAUUUUAACCAUCCAUACUUGCUGAUUGUUUAUGAAAAGUAUUUACGGGUUUGCGAUGUACACCCUUUUUGCAAAGAAAAAGGAAUUGUAAAAAAGGAAUGUCUUUUUAUAAUACAUAUUUUGUAUUAUUUAUCCAAUGUAGUUUUUACAAUUUUAA